CGUGACAUCGUGAUUAUCUCCCUUGCUUUAAAAAAGUAAACAACGUGCAGAAAUAAAUAUGGUCAGAAAACUCAAAUUUCACGAGAAAAAGCUUUUAAAGAAAGUUGAUUUUAUAUCAUGGAAUGUCGACAACAAUCUACACGAGUUGAAAAUCAUGAAAAAAUACGGCGUCCAACGCAGAGAAGAUUACACGAAAUACAAUAAGCUAUCAAGACAAGUGAGAGAGUUGGCUCGUAGAAUAAAGGAGCUGGAUGUAAAAGAUCCCUUUAGAUUAGAGGCAACAAACCAAUUUCUGGAGAAGUUACAUAGUAUGGGCUUGAUACCUACUAAGAGAAGUUUAGCACUAGCUGAUGAUGUCAAUGCAUCUUCGUUCUGCAGACGAAGGUUACCAGUAGUUAUGGUUAGAAACCGAAUGUCAGAAAGAGUGAAGCCUGCAACAACGUUCAUAGAACAAGGACAUGUUCGUGUGGGACCAGAAGUUGUAACUGAUCCAGCGUUUCUAGUUACAAGACAAAUGGAAGACUUUGUGACAUGGACAGAUACAUCCAAGAUCAGGAAACAUGUUCUAGAUUAUAAUGAGAUGAGAGAUGAUUUUGAUCUGCUAGAUUGAAUGAUGAAGUGAAAAUGAUUGUACAUGACAUCUGUGAUAUACCGGUAUUAUCAGAAUACAGUGCACCGACUCCAAGAAAAUAGUGCAAGUGAAAACCGCAAGUUCAGGAUUCUGUAGGAAAAUGACAUCCUCAAGUCAAAGGUCAAUAAUUAACAUCCUUGGCAAAGGUUAAUAAGCAGA
Molecule: messenger RNA, 790 nt
Organism: Ruditapes philippinarum (Manila clam)
Lineage: Eukaryota; Metazoa; Mollusca; Bivalvia; Venerida; Veneridae
Product: U3 small nucleolar ribonucleoprotein protein IMP3-like
Exons: 7
Coding region: 59-610 (183 amino acids)
Biological process (GO): rRNA processing
Cellular component (GO): small ribosomal subunit; Mpp10 complex; small-subunit processome
Molecular function (GO): rRNA binding; snoRNA binding; structural constituent of ribosome
Source: RefSeq, a predicted model, not a curated record